Molecule: messenger RNA, 2507 nt
Organism: Limanda limanda (common dab)
Lineage: Eukaryota; Metazoa; Chordata; Actinopteri; Pleuronectiformes; Pleuronectidae
Gene: mpv17l
Product: MPV17 mitochondrial membrane protein like
Exons: 4
Coding region: 332-955 (207 amino acids)
Cellular component (GO): cytoplasm; membrane
Source: RefSeq, a predicted model, not a curated record
AAAAGCCUUGACCGAGUGACCGAAGUGGAGCAAGGGCAGGUUGUACUCACGGCGCAGUUUUUGGAAACUUUUUUGGUGGAGUCUGGUGUUCUCAUUAGUCAUCUGAGGAGUGGCAAUGUGUGUAAUUCCUGCUGCCAGUGGACACGUCUAAUCCCACCCCCGAUUACAGCGCACAGAUGGAUUGCUUCGUGCCGGCCAGCCGGCUGACACCAGGGCCCGGUCACUUUUAUUUGACCGCUAUGCUUUUGUGUUGAUUGCUGAGUUAAAGCAAUUCAGGGGCAGUUCAGCAUCAUUUGUAAGCGGGUUCCCGGUUUCUCCUCCCGGUGCCGAAAUGAGGAGAGCUGUGCUGAAAGAAGCCGCCAAACGAUUCCCCUGGCUGGCCAAUGUCACCUUGUACGGCUGCUUAUUUGCCGGAGGUGACCUGGUCCAUCAGCUCAUGGCUCAGAACGAGCGCUUGGACUGGAAACACACUCGUAACGUGGCCAUCGUGGCCAUCAGUUUCCAUGGAAACUUUAAUUACUUCUGGCUACGAGCCCUGGAGAGGCGCUUCCCUGGAAAGUCUGCCGGGAUGGUUUUGCGCAAACUGCUGCUGGACCAAAGCUUCGCGUCACCUUUGGCCACCAGUGUCUUCUACACAGGGGUGAGCGUCUUGGAGGGUAAAGAUGACAUCUUAGAAGACUGGAGGGAUAAGUUCUUCAACACCUGGAAGACUGGACUCAUGUACUGGCCUUUUAUGCAGCUUCUGAACUUUGUUCUGAUGCCAUUAUACAUGCGAACGGCCUUCAUGGGCUGCUGCGCCUUCCUCUGGGCCACCUUUCUGUGCUUCUCGCGGCAGGACGGCGACGGCACCGCCACCGUCGCUCUGGCCUUUGUCAUGGAUCCCCGUAAAACAUUGGAGGAGAUGCGUGAGGCCCGGCUGGCCCGAAGAAAGCAUAGGACCCAGAAGGAAGACUGAAGGAAGGAGGAAAAUAGGGUCACCACGUCUGUCAUUCAAGCCUUUGAGCUCAAUAGCAAGACAGAAGGCGUUUUCCCUCUUGCUAAAACCAGCAUUCGCAAAGUGAAAGUGUAGAGAGCUGAAGAUUAUCUGUUUUUUAUGUCACAUACACUCGAAAUGUUUGACUGAUAUGGAUUUCGAAGACCACUGUAGAAGUAAAUAUGUGGAAUUCCCAAAGUACUGGAAGCACUGGACAUUACUACUUUUGCCCCUUUGAAUACUCACAUUGCUACAUCACAAUAGGGCAACAUUUGGUUUCAAAUGGGAUCAACUUGGACCAAUGGACUUCUCAUUUUAAAGGGUAUUUGAGUAGGGAUUAGGGACUGCGGCUGGUUGUAGUUUAUGAUGGUUUUAAUGUGAACCUGCAGUGAAGAGCCUAAGAUCAGAUUUACGGGCUCACUAUUUCUUUACACUAGUUGUGCCUUCUUUUGGUGAUAAGACCACUGCCCGCGACCCCUGGUCUACGAGCUGAUGGCUGACUGGUGAGCGGCCACCAGUUGAAAUCAAUGCACAGAGAUUUAUAUCCCAGUGCAGUCACUAUAAAUAUAUAUGCUUUUAUUUUGGGAUGCACUGAUGUAUCAGACCGACAGCAUAACACAACAGGCUUCAAAACCAAACCAAAACCUUUGAUGAUAAUAUUCUGAAGAUAUCAAGUGGUUGAUUAGAGGAAAGGUCAGGAUGUCAUCAGAAAAAUUACAAGAGCUUCACCGAAGUUGUUGGCUAUUGCUACUUAACAUCAGCAACUCAUUUUUACAAGUCUUACAGAAUUUUUUAAAAUCCAGGAUCAAAAUGUAUUCUUUUACUCUCUCAUCGCUGUCCCCAUCAAUGGAACUCAACCCCAUUUGUUUGUGCAGAAUAUACAAAAGAAAUGUAAUAUUGAGCUUUAGUUAGGAGGCUGGUCUGUCUCUGGUUAUUAUGCUAAUAAGCUCACCACUAGCUGACUGUAGAUGGAUUUUAGUAUUAACAGACAUGAUAGUAUACAUCUUCUUAUCCAACUCAAUUCCAAUUUAUAUAUGCAGCAGUAAAAAAGAUUAUAAGUACAUUAAUGACAUUUUGAACUUUCCCAUCGAGGAUGAUGCUACACUUAGCACUACCAGUAAAAGGGCUCAUUUUGUCUAACUACAACAGGAUAUUUGUCGGUGCAUCCCACUUAUGUUGUCUGUCCUAAUUUUAACCUGUUUAAUCUGUUACUACACUUUCUCAAUCCUGUCCUCUUACUUGAAUGAUCACAAAGGUUGCCAUCAGCCCAGAAACCUUAUCAUGCAACACAUUCAGUUACCUGCACCAGACCCAUUAUUUACCUUCGCGUAGAUAUUAAUUAGUGAAGUUGGAAGAUUUGUGUAGUUUACUUCUGUUUAUCCAAAAGAGAGUGAAGAGAGUUUCAUAUUUAAUUGCUGCAUGUACAAUAGAUACACAGUUUUAUGUCAUUGGUGUAUAACUCUGUGUUGUACAUAAUAUUUAUGGAUAUCUGUUUUUCCAUGUUCAACACGAAUAUAAAACCUCAAAUAACAUU